Molecule: messenger RNA, 858 nt
Organism: Ricinus communis (castor bean)
Lineage: Eukaryota; Viridiplantae; Streptophyta; Magnoliopsida; Malpighiales; Euphorbiaceae
Product: protein ARABIDOPSIS THALIANA ANTHER 7
Exons: 2
Coding region: 271-630 (119 amino acids)
Biological process (GO): lipid transport
Cellular component (GO): membrane
Molecular function (GO): lipid binding
Source: RefSeq, a predicted model, not a curated record
CAAAUUGCCUAACAUUAGCCUGCAAUGUUAAACUAGAUGCCCCAAUUCCACAUUUCUCAUUAACAAAGAUGCAUUCAUUAUUUAUUUACAUAGCGUAAGUAAUGAGCUUUCUUGAAAUAAAUCAACAAUAACCAAUAAGGUAAAGAGCAUGAUAAAUACAUGUUCUUUAGCCAACUAACCACUUAUAAAUUCACAAAUACGAACAACUCAUGCUUCAUUUUUGAGGCAAACCUACCAUAUACAAAAUUUGGUAAAGCCAACAAACCAUAAAUGACUCGCCUGAUAGCAUUUCUAACAGUUAUCCUCUUAGUUUCUGGAUCAGCCAUGCCUCAGCAGAUACAAGAUUUCAUCGAUUGUUUGAAUGUUAUUAUAUACUUCAGCUCAUGUAUAGGGUAUAUCGAUGGGCAUGUGAGGGAACCAACAUGGGGCUGUUGCAUGGGAGUUCACGAACUUAAUAGGUUAGUGAAACAGGAUCGUGAUGCCCAGAAGAUCUGUCAAUGCAUUGAGCUCAUUGCAGCCGUAGAUGAUCCUCCUUUUGUUCUUGCCAACAUUGAUGCUCUUCCAUCCAAAUGCCAGACACAUCUCAGCUUUCCCAUCUCUGUUAAAAAGAAUUGCUCAGAAGUUCAGUGAAAUGAUGAAUUAUGCAGAAGUCUUCUGAACUGAGCCUGGAAUAUGAAGCCGAUAACACGGAUAAACAUACUCCCCAUUAAGCUACAUUUCUUUUUUGUUACUCUAAAAUAAAGAGACUAAAAAUAUAACAGGAUCACAUUUUGUAAUUAUGUUAAUGUUCUUGAUUCUAUUGUGUUCUGCUAUGUAUUCAGAUUCAUCAUCAAAUGGGGUAAUUAUUCUUUUCCAUCU